AUGUCGGUUUUGGACAACGAGUUGUUCGUUAAGGUGCAGAAUGCGGUUUUUGACUAUCCCGUGUUCCCCACCUUGUGGAUCCCGCAUUGUAUCAUGAUGUCGCUGGCCUUGCGAAAUACACUGGGUGGAAAUUGGCGAGGCUUCUCCCGUCAACAUCCCAUGUCUUGCUUCAUCUUGGCCACCUUAUAUACCUUCCCCGGGGGGAUCUUGGCCACGGCCAUGCUGGCCCAACCGGUCCUGAGCUUCAUGCUCAACACGCCAUUUGUCUUGGCCAUGAUGGGCAGCUGGUAUUUGGUUUUCUACUCCCCGAACGACCUCUUCUUCCAACUAGUUACUAAAACCGGACUCAUCCUGCCAUUCUCCGGCGCUCAAGACUUCCUCAGACUCCACUUGGUGUUGUCAGGAGUACAAACCAUUCACCAACUCCAUCCGGGAUCGUUCUUCUAUCCCGUGGUGUUUGCCAUUUGCAAGAGUAGCGGCUUCAUGUUCCUCAAGUACGCCGAGUACAUCUUGGCCAAUGGCUUGAACCAGGCCUUUGUCAUCCCUCAUCAUUCCACGAAAACGUGCAUUUUAGCCUCCGUCAUCCUCACUCUCCAGUCCUUGGGCCACUUGCCCAUUGAUCUAAAACCACUCUUUGCUAUUCUCGUUGGCAUCAGCCUUUCAUUCCGACUCUUGACUGUUUUGAGCUCUUGGGAUCCUUAUCAAGCCUUUGAAAAUGUCUUCUGUGCCAUUGCCUUUGGUAGACCCAUUGAGAACGCCUCACCUUCCAAAAAGAAGAAUAAGAAAGAAGACUAG
Molecule: messenger RNA, 795 nt
Organism: Tigriopus californicus
Lineage: Eukaryota; Metazoa; Arthropoda; Copepoda; Harpacticoida; Harpacticidae
Product: trimeric intracellular cation channel type 1B.2-like
Exons: 2
Coding region: 1-795 (264 amino acids)
Biological process (GO): potassium ion transmembrane transport
Cellular component (GO): membrane
Molecular function (GO): potassium channel activity; identical protein binding
Source: RefSeq, a predicted model, not a curated record